Phodopus roborovskii (desert hamster) is the source of this 5143-nucleotide messenger RNA. RefSeq names its product DDHD domain containing 1 (gene Ddhd1). The record is from RefSeq and is a predicted model, not a curated record. Bases 129 to 2912 code for a protein of 927 amino acids. Lineage: Eukaryota; Metazoa; Chordata; Mammalia; Rodentia; Cricetidae. Gene Ontology annotation, molecular function: glycerophospholipase activity; metal ion binding. The transcript is spliced from 15 exons. Gene Ontology annotation, cellular component: cytoplasm.
GGGGAGCCUGCGGGGAGGCGGAGUCGCCUGGGCCGCAGCUGCUGCCCAGCUCGGGAUUUGAAAGAUUAUAAAGUCCGGGCAGAGAGGGCGGCGGCUUCGGAUGCGCGUGUGGCGGAAGCGCCGGCGGCAUGAACUACCCCGGCCGCGGCGCCCCGCGGAGCCCCGAGCGUAACGGCCGCGGCGGAGGCGCCUGGGAGCUGGGUUCGGACGCGGCGGGAACGUUCGGCGGCGGCGGCGGCGGCUGCUGCUUCGAGCACCAGCCGGGAGACGGCCUGCCGCUGGCGCUCCUGCGCGCCGAGCCGCUGCACCUGGCGCCGGGCACCGACGACCUGAGCCACCUUGCUCUGGACUCGUGCCUCAGCGACGAGAACUACGACUUCAGCUCGGCCGAGUCGGGCUCGUCGCUGCGCUACUACAGCGAGGGCGAGAGCGCGGGCGGCGGCAGCUCCUCUUCGCCUCCGCCGCCGCUGGUCACCCCGAACUCGGGGGGCGGCGGGGCGGCGGGAGGGGUCCCCGGGGAGAGGAAGCGCGCUCGGCCGGGCAGCUCGGCAGCCCGGCACCGCUACGAGGUGGUGACGGAGCUGGGCCCUGAGGAGGUGCGCUGGUUCUACAAGGAGGACAAGAAGACCUGGAAGCCCUUCAUCGGCUACGACUCUCUGCGCAUCGAGCUCGCCUUCCGGACCCUGCUGCAGACCACGGGUGCCCGUGCCCGGGCGGGGGGGCGCGAUGGAGACCCGGUCUGCGGCCCGGCCUCCAGCUCCGGGGAGGAAGACGAUGAGGAUCGCGCCUGCGGCUUCUGUCCGCGCUCAGCCGGGCCCGAGCCCGAGAUGGAGGAGCUGGUGACCAUCGAGCCGGUGUGCGUGCGCGGCGGCCUCUACGAGGUGGACGUCACUCAAGGAGAGUGCUACCCGGUGUACUGGAAUCAAGCUGAUAAAAUACCAGUAAUGCGUGGACAGUGGUUUAUUGAUGGGACUUGGCAGCCUCUAGAAGAAGAAGAAAGUAAUUUAAUUGAGCAAGAACAUCUCAGCUGUUUUAGAGGUCAGCAGAUGCAAGAAAACUUUGAUAUUGAAGUAUCAAAAUCCAUAGACGGAAAAGACGGCAGUGGGAUCAACUAUUCUGUUGUCUACCACCUCCCUCCCUUCUCCCUCCCUUCUCUGUUCAAAUGGAGAGGAUAUAAGGAGAGUACAGAUGCGACAGGUCUUAAACGAAAGCGUUCCCAAGCUGUUCACAGUUUCAAACUGAGUCGGAAUCAUGUGGACUGGCACAGCAUGGAUGAAGUGUAUCUCUACAGUGACGCAACAACAUCCAAGAUUGCCAGAACUGUUACCCAAAAACUGGGGUUUUCUAAAGCCUCCAGUAGUGGGACCAGGCUUCAUAGAGGUUAUGUAGAAGAAGCCACGCUGGAAGACAAGCCAUCGCAGACUUCUCACAUUGUGUUUGUUGUACAUGGCAUUGGACAGAAGAUGGACCAAGGAAGAAUUAUAAAGAACACAGCCAUGAUGAGAGAGGCUGCAAGAAAAAUAGAAGAAAGGCAUUUUUCCAACCAUGCAACACAUGUUGAGUUUCUGCCUGUUGAGUGGCGAUCAAAGCUUACUCUUGAUGGAGACACUGUUGAUUCCAUUACUCCUGACAAAGUGCGUGGCUUGAGGGACAUGCUGAACAGUAGUGCUAUGGACAUAAUGUACUAUACCAGUCCACUUUAUAGGGAUGAGCUAGUUAAAGGCCUUCAGCAAGAGCUGAACCGAUUAUAUUCCCUUUUCUGUUCUCGGAAUCCAGACUUUGAAGAAAAAGGGGGUAAAGUCUCAAUAGUGUCCCAUUCCUUGGGGUGUGUAAUUACUUAUGACAUCAUGACGGGCUGGAAUCCAGUUCGACUCUAUGAGCAGCUGCUACAGAAGGAAGAAGAGCUGCCUGAUGAACGAUGGAUGAGCUAUGAAGAGCGGCAUCUUCUUGACGAACUCUAUAUAACGAAACGACGGCUAAGGGAAAUAGAAGAACGGCUGCAUGGAUUGAAGGCAUCGUCCAUUACACAAACACCUGCCUUAAAAUUUAAGGUUGAGAAUUUCUUCUGUAUGGGAUCCCCACUAGCAGUUUUUUUGGCAUUGCGUGGCAUCCGACCAGGAAAUACUGGAAGUCAAGACCACAUUUUACCUAGAGAAAUCUGUAACCGCUUACUAAAUAUUUUUCAUCCUACAGACCCAGUGGCCUACAGAUUAGAACCGUUGAUUCUGAAGCACUAUAGCAACAUUUCGCCAGUCCAGAUCCACUGGUACAACACUUCAAAUCCUCUACCUUAUGAGCAUAUGAAGCCAAACUUUCUCAACCCAGCAAAAGAACCUACCUCAGCUUCAGAGAGUGAAAGCAUUGCCAAUAUCCCGAGCCCCGUGACCUCCCCAGUCUUAUCACGGCGCCACUAUGGAGAGUCCAUAACUAACAUAGGCAAAGCAAGCAUAUUGGGGGCUGCUAGCAUUGGAAAGGGGCUUGGAGGAAUGUUGUUCUCAAGAUUUGGACGCUCUUCAGCAUCACAGCCAUCUGAGACAUCUAAAGACACAAUGGAAGAGGAGAAGAAGCCUGUCCCUUCUCCUUCUACCACCACCGUGGCAACGCAAACCCUGCCGCACAGCAGCUCUGGCUUCCUUGACUCUGCAUAUUUCAGACUUCAAGAAUCGUUCUUUUAUCUCCCACAACUUCUUUUUCCGGAAAAUGUAAUGCAGAGUAAAGAUGAUAGCCUCGUGGAGCUGGAGCAUAGGAUUGACUUUGAACUCCGAGAAGGCCUUGUGGAGAGCCGCUACUGGUCAGCCGUCACAUCGCACACUGCCUACUGGUCAUCCUUGGAUGUCGCUCUUUUUCUUUUAACAUUCAUGUACAAACAUGAGCAUGACGAAGACGCAAAGCCCAACCUAGAUCCAAUCUGAACUCUGGAAGGACAUGACUGGCCCAAAACUUUUUUUUUUUCCCUGUUAAAAUGUGUCAAGAUACGGAGAUUUCAAGAUUCCAGUUUUGUUUAGGGCAAGAAAUACUUUAAUUUCUAAGCACUUUAUUUUAUUUUUAAAAGAGAACAAAAACACAUUUUCAGUUCUUAAGUUAUUUACUGUUUCUGUAAUUUUGAUUAUGAGUCUAGCAAAGCGCCUGCUGAGAAUCACCAGGCGUGCGUGAACGUGCGGCAGGCUUAGGAGAACUGGCCAUCAUGGUCCAGUUCUCCACAGGAGUCUAAUAUAAUGUAUUAAUCUAAAGAUACUCUAACUCUCAGGUGGUCAGAGCCCAGUGCUUUCUAUGUGGCGACUGCAAGGUGGCAUCAUGGUUUUUGAUUCUGUGCAGGCUUCCGUGUCCACAGUUCCUUUGAAAGAAGAAUAUAACAAGUAUAAAAAUGUUCUAAAUUUCACUUGUUUAAAAAAAAAAAACUAAUGCUAAAAAGCAAUAUUUCAACUAUACUUAUAAUUUAUUAUAAGAUAUUUCAGUGUAUGAAACAUUACAUUUUUAAUGUUUCUGUUGAGCCACAUUUAUUUUGUAUCAUGUUGAGGUUUCUUUUUCCCAAAAAUCCAUCUUUGUACCUUCAGACGACCAGGUGAUGCUGUGGCAUAGUCAGGUUUUUUGUUUUCCUUUUUUGUUUUGUUUUUCAUUAAAAACAUGGUUUCACACAGCACCAGUCCAAUUUUUUUUUUUUUUUUUUUUUUUUUUUUUUUUUUUAUGAUGUCCCAUGUACCUCAGAGCAAGCUGAGUUUUCAACACAGGGACUCCACAUUGGGUAUACUGCAUUCAUUAGCUAUAACAGAAAGGUAGAAAACACCUUUCUUUGGACUAGAGAGUUUGAUGACUGGAAAUACAUAAACACCUGUGUGCCAAGUAAAUAACACAUGCCGCCCACAAAUGCUAUUUAAAGCUCUAAAGAAAGCAUGGCAACUGGGGACAGGAAACAGCCAGGGAGCUCGGGGGUUCUGGGCUGUAAUUGUUUCCACAGUGCUGUUCAUCUGAAGUGUGCAUUCAUCGAUCUUGUAGCAGCUUCUUGAGGUAAGUGAACUCGUGUUACCAUGCCUCAUGUAUGUACUGAGGCACCAAUAUUUGCAGUGCCUUGCAUUAGAUUACACUGCAAAUGGAGAGUUUGGAUUGAAGCCAGACCAUCUCUUUUCUUUGCUACUUGAUGACUUUGUUGAUGUGUGAACCUGAAUAGUCUGCAGAUGUUAAUAAGCUGGAAAAGAGUGGCCUCAAAGCCCAGCGUUACCUGCAGAUACAUUCUGGACUCCUGCAGAAGUGGGUUCACUUAGGGCAAUGGUAGCUAUCCUUGCCAUGGCCAACACUCGCUUCCCGGUGACUUUCCCUAGGUUCCACUCAUGGUGCUUUCUUUCUCAUGUGUAAGGGGUUUCACAGCUGCUGGGAGCAGAGCCAGUCAGCCUACAUCCCUUUUCUUUGCAAGGUGGCAGAGCCCAUGGCUUUUUGUGAGUGUUAGUGCUUGCCCUCAGUGCUGUCGGCUCCUUGCUGCCAUUGAAUUUGCUCAACACAUAGCACUUGUUUGUAGUGUUUAAGCCAAGGCUGUGUGACUGAGUGCGUGGCUUGAUGUAAAAGCUUUUCAUGAAUCUUAGCAGAGCUGAACAUCACCGUUUGAGUUUGGAGAUUCCUGUGAACUCGGGUCAUUUUCAUUGCCUAUUUAUUUAGUGGCUCUCAUUUAAUUCUCAGGAAAAUUAACCCAUGUUGUACGGCUGGCGUUAAAGGUGGCUGAGCAUAUGUUGAAUAUCAACUGAAAGGAAAAGUUGCUUCGGUAAGCAAAGGAGUAUGUCUGCUUGCUUUUCCUCACACUGCAAGGCAGUCGAAUUUCACUGCAUGAGUUUAUGUCAACUCUUGGAAAGAACACCAUUCAAACCACUCCUUCAGUGAAAAGUAGAUGAUCUGCACCUGUGGACAGCGGUUUCCGGUUCAUAAUUUCAUCAGUGCUGAUGGUGAUUUUGGUUCUAUAGCUCAUCUCUCCAUCUCUGCAUGUAUUCAUGGGAUGUGCUGGCAUAUACUAAAGUAAUACACAGAGUAUAUGUAAUUCUGACUUGAUUUAGAAACCAAGUCAGUUACCAAGUAACAAAGUUUGCAAUUUUAUUCCAGCAAGUACUAAAUUGGCCCCCAAAAGUCCUGAUUUUGAUACUAAUUAAAACACUAUUCUCUA